This is a messenger RNA of Microplitis mediator, 4833 nucleotides long. RefSeq lists its product as uncharacterized. The transcript has 2 exons. NCBI's taxonomy places the organism in Eukaryota, Metazoa, Arthropoda, Insecta, Hymenoptera, Braconidae. The record is from RefSeq and is a predicted model, not a curated record. Bases 112 to 4206 code for a protein of 1364 amino acids.
AGUCAGUUAUUUAUGUUCGAGCUGUUCGUUAGUCAUACUGUGAAUUUAUUUAUUUAUAUUUUUAAUACUGACUCUAAAUUUACUUUUUAUAAUUUAUCAGCUUGCUAAACUAUGCAUAAAGUACACACAAGAUAUCGUUAUUUUAUUCAGUUAAUCGUCUUUAUUUUAAUUAAUCAUGCAAAUGGUAUAGAUUACGGCCUUUAUCGCAAUGACACUGUACCAUCUUUAGUCUCCGUGUCAUCAAAGGUCCCCACGCUCGAAUCGCUUCUCGAGGGUCAAUUAUCUUCUCCAGUAAACACACCGCAAUUAAUUACCGAACAUCUACUACAAUAUGGCGGACUAGUGCGAUCUCAAUUGCUCGCAAAACUCGGCUCCCAACUCUACAACAGCAACGAGGAUCUCACAAUAACUGAACUUACGGCUCUGAAUGACAUCUACCAGCAAACACUCGAGCGAAAAUACAAUUUGCUCUCAAUUUUACCGACCUCGAAUUCAACUCUUCAGGAAAUCUGCGCUAACCUAAAAACACCAUCAUUAAUUUCGAGCGCUAAAAUUUGUCAAAAAAUAACUAAAAGGAUUAAUUUAACUUUUCCCCCACUAUCAGUAGAAAAAAUUCCACCAAAUUUAUCUAUCGACGCCAUUUUUACGCAACUCAAAAAUAAUAAAUUAGAGUUAACAAAUAAUUUAUUCGUCGGCCUGUUACUUCACAUUCCAUUUAAUAAUUACGAUGCAAAAACUCAUAAUUCACUUCGUCACUUGAUUUAUUCUCUUAUUAAUUCAAAUUUAAAUAUCAAUAAUAAUAAUAAUAAUACAAAUUAUUCAUCAAUUACCGAAUUAAUUCGUAGUAAUUUAAAUGCAAUAAAUUCUUACGAAUUAAUUCCAUUUGCAAAAUAUUUAUCCGAGCAAUUGAAUACCGAAUUGCUACCAAUUAAUUCGAAUAUCGAGUCAUUAAGCGCAAUAUUCGAUAACGACAAAAUAAAUUUGAAAUAUUUAUUAGAGACCAUUUUACCCAACGAUACGUUGGACAAAGAUUUGAUUGAAGCGAAAACUUAUUUGCGUCAUAAAUUGGAUGGCGUCAAAAAUUGGGACAUUAAUCAAUUAAUCGGAUCCGAAAAAUACGAAUAUUUGAGACCAGACGAAUUAUUAAUCGCGUUGUUUGACAAAUUAAUUGACAUUGACUACUUACGCGAUAUCGCGAGUGCGUUAAAAAUUGACGCUCACUUUUGGCACAAAAGUCACAUGAUUGAAAAUUUAAACGAUUUGUUGGAUUUAUUCGAUUCUUAUAAUAAUUUACGGGGAAUUAAUGACUACAGAGAAUUAACUCGAACAAUCGGAAGAAUAAAACACUAUUUGGUUAAUAGUAAAAAUGUAACGAUUGAGUUAAUGUGCACGAGACCGAGGGCCUGUUUGAAAGAGGGAUUAAAAAUGGUUAGAGAUUGCAAAGGCAUUAAUGAAGAAACAAAAAUAUUAAUUAAUACAUUUUUUGAACAAUCAAAAGAUUGCUCAGAUUGUUUGAGAUCUGAUUGUAAAAUUAAUGAUGUUACUGAAUCACAAAAUGGCGGCGAGCUCGAAAUGGCGACUACUGAAAAGAGCGGGGUUACUAUUGGAGAUUGUGAAAAUAGUGAAGAUUGUGAGGACAAUGAUGUAAAAUCGACGUUAGGUUAUAAUUAUGAAAAAUUGAAGAAAAUAAAGAAAAUAAAAAUAAAAGAACAUGAGGAAAAGGAAAAUAUUGAAGUUACAACGGAAAGUACUCAAACGACGAAAAGUUUUAGAACUCUUGAGGAAGAUAAAUCGGAAAGACCUAUAUUAGAAAUUUUGGAAAAGUCUAAAUUGGAAGUUACGGAAAAUCCAAUAGUAGAAAUGACGGAGAGUCCGAUUGUUUUGCCGAAAAUAGAAUCAAUACCGAUCGAGUCAAUAAAGUUAGAUGCACCUUGUACUACGCCAGAUUGUAUGGAAAAACCUGCUUGUACUACACCAGAUUGUAUGGAAAAACUAACUUGUACUACCCCAGAUUGUAUGGAAAAACCUGCUUGUACUACACCAGAUUGUAUGGAAAAACCGGCUUGCACGACACCUGACUGCAUGGAAAAACCAGCAUGUACUACCCCAGAUUGUAUGGAAAAACCUGCUUGUACUACACCAGAUUGCAUGGAAAAACCUGCUUGUACUACACCAGAUUGUAUGGAAAAACCAGCUUGCACGACACCUGACUGCAUGGAAAAACCAGCAUGUACUACCCCAGAUUGUAUGGAAAAACCUGCUUGUACUACACCAGAUUGUAUGGAAAAACCUUCUUGUACUACACCAGAUUGUAUGGAAAAACCUUCUUGUACUACACCAGAUUGUAUGGAAAAACCAGCAUGCACUACUCCAGAUUGCAUGGAAAAACCAGCUUGCACGACACCUGACUGCAUGGAAAAACCAGCAUGCACUACCCCAGAUUGCAUGGAAAAACCUGCUUGUACUACACCAGAUUGUAUGGAAAAACCUGCUUGUACUACACCAGAUUGCAUGGAAAAACCUGCUUGUACUACACCAGAUUGCAUGGAAAAACCUGCUUGCACUACACCAGAUUGUACGGAAAAACCGGCUUGCACGACACCUGACUGUAUGGAAAAACCAGCAUGUACUACCCCAGAUUGUAUGGAAAAACCUGCUUGUACUACACCAGAUUGCAUGGAAAAACCUGCUUGCACUACACCAGAUUGUACGGAAAAACCGGCUUGCACGACACCUGACUGUAUGGAAAAACCAGCAUGUACUACCCCAGAUUGUAUGGAAAAACCUGCUUGCACUACUCCAGAUUGCAUGGAAAAACCUGCUUGUACUACACCAGAUUGUAUGGAAAAACCUGCUUGCACAACACCAGAUUGCUUGGAAAAGCUAACUUGUACUACACCUGAUUGCAUGGAAAAACCUCAAAUUUCCACCAAACCGAUCGUUGAAAAACCAAAAACCAAAAUAAUCUGCCAUCAUCGCGAUCCAUACCAUCGUAAAAAAAUUCGAAAGUUGAAUAAAAUUCGUAAUUUAUCAAAAGUUAAACUGGUUUCGAAUUCCGAGCCGACUGAAAAAAUAAAUGUUACGACUAAUAAUAAUAAUAAUGUGAAUAUUGUUAAUAGCGGAUACUCAGUCGCAAUGGAAGAAAAAAAUAAAUUAAAAAUAAACGAGACAGUAAAUAAAGUAAAAUUGAAUCCGAUUUUAGAAAAAAUGGUUAAAAAAAAAUCUGACAUUAUUCAUAAUGCAGGUUCGCAUCUUUUAGGCGGUAAAUUCGGAUUAAGGCGCGAAAAUUCGGCAAGAAAUUUAAAUUCAAAUGUGAAUGUUAAUUCGAAUUCCAAUAAAAAUUCUGAACAAUUAAAAACUCGAAUUUUCGAUUCCGACGAAUCGAUGAGCAAAAAUUCCGACAGUUCAGACAGUAGUUCGAAUUCCGAUUCAAAUUUGAAUGAAAAUGAACGCGAGCAUUCAAAUUAUUACAAAAAUUUGAAAAAAAAAAAAUCUAAAAAAUAUUCGAAGAAAUACAAAAAAUCGAAUAACAUGAGAAAAAAAAGUCAUAAAAAAAUGAGUUAUUACAAUGAGGAAAUAAAAGAAGAGAAAAAAAAUUACAAAAAUCGUGAAAGUAUUGAAUCAAUUAGAAAAAAUAAAUCAAAAAAAUCGAGAAAUCAUGAGGAAAAAAAAUUAAGGAGCAGAAAUGAAAAUGUAAAUAAUAACGAUAACGAAUUACGUGAAAAUUCGACGCGGGCUAAUGGCACUUUGGCCGCCAAUCGAAUGUUGGAUGUGGACAUGACAAAAUUUUUUAAUUUUGAGGUUAAGAGGGACGAAAAAGUGAAAGUGAAGUCACGCCGUGAUAAACGGGACGUUAAUGUCCGAAUAAAUGAAAAAAAAUCCGACGACGAGAACGAAAACACAAAUUUGGUCCGUCGAGCCAGCGAAAAAAGUGGAAUUUCGAGUAAAAAUGAGUCAGAUUUGAAUAAAAAAAACUCAACUGAAUCUGGGAGACGUUAUAUGGAUCUGAGUAUGCCAAAAUUUUUUAAUUUUGAAAUAAAAAGAGAUGAAACUGUGACGAAAACUAAAAAAACUAAAAGAUCGAUCCCUAAAUUUAUUAGAAAUUCUACUGAUUACGAUCAAGUGAAUAACAGAAUGUUUGAUAUCACGGCUCCUAAAUUUUUUAAUGUUGAGUUCAAACGGGACGAGACAAUUACUGAGGAAUAAUCUCAAUAAUAAUAAAGAUAAUUUUUUUUGUAAUUAUUCCGGAUUUUAUUUAUUUCUAGCCACGGUAACUCGGGUUCUAAUUGAUCAAAUUUUUGAACCUAAAAAUAUUUUCUUUGUUUGGAAUUUAUUUGGGGCCAGUUUGUAAUUCGCGGGAAAAUUUGAAUUCCAAAAAAUGGCGGGAAAGGUUUUGAAAACUUUCUUCGGAAGAUUUGAUAUACAGGAACGAAAAAAAUAGUGGUGGGGGGGGGGAAUAAAUUUUGGAAAAUUUGGUGGAAAAAUUAAGAAAAGUUGUAAGAAAAUUAAAUUUUACAUGUAAAAAAAAAUGUUUUUUUUUAAAGGUCAAUAAAAAAAAUUAAUUUAGUACUUUUAUUGUUUUUAUUUAUAUUUUUUUUAUGAUCCGAUAAAUUUGUUAAUUUGUUAUUAAAAAAUAAAUGAAUAUUUUUUAUUGAGCGAUUUAUUGGAUUGAGUGAUUAAAUAAAAUAAUAGAUGGAUGAAAAUAAUGUAGACUUUUUUUAACGACUUUUUUUAUUUAACGAGAGGUGAAAUUGAAAUUAACUAGAUAGGUGAUCAUUAUUUUAUUAACUGUGAUAAUAAUAAUUCCAAGAAUAUAUAUGAAAAAUAUAUUUA